UUGUUACUCGUUUAUACACCAUUACUGCCGUACUCAUGAGCGGCAAGUUGCUUAUGAAUACCGGUUCUUCAGAUCUCUGGGUAUCCGAAAUACAUUGUUCUGAUUGCGGGAACAAGAGAAAAUAUAAUCCAAAACAAGACGGUAGUUUUAGAACAAAUAAUAAACCAUUCGAAGUAAUUUAUGGCAUAGGCUAUGUUCAGGGUUAUAUUGGCUCCGCUGACCUCAGUUUGAAUGGUGCACUCAUCCCACAAGUUUUUGCUUUCACCACGAAGAUGGCUAUCUUUCAAGAUGAACCAUUCGAUGGAAUCAUUG
Molecule: messenger RNA, 312 nt
Organism: Acaulospora morrowiae
Lineage: Eukaryota; Fungi; Glomeromycota; Glomeromycetes; Diversisporales; Acaulosporaceae
Source: the annotation of a GenBank genome assembly